GCAGCCCCAAGUCGCUGGCAUUCCCGCUACACGGAGCGAGCGCCUCCUCCGAGGGUCUCCGGGCGCCAGAGCCAUGACCCUCCGCCGACUCAGGAAGCUGCAGCAGAAGGAGGAAGCGGUGGCCCCCCCGGACCCCGCCGCCCGGGCUCCCGACUCGGAAGUCGCUCCCGCCGCUCCGGCUUCGACCCCGGCCUCUGGUCCCCGUGCUGCGGCCGCCAGCCCCGGGGCCCCCGGGGAUGAACUGUACGCGGCGCUGGAGGACUAUCACCCGGCCGAGCUGUAUCGCGCGCUCGCGGUGUCCGGGGGCACCCUCCCCCGUCGAAAGGGCUCAGGCUUCCGUUGGAAGAAUCUCAGCCAGAGUCCCGAACAGCAGCGGAAAGUGCUGACUUUGGAGAAGGAGGAGAACCAGACCUUCGGCUUUGAGAUCCAGACUUACGGCCUUCACCACCGGGAGGAGCAGCGUGUGGAGAUGGUGACUUUUGUCUGCCGGGUUCAUGAGUCCAGCCCUGCCCAGCUGGCUGGGCUCACACCAGGGGACACCAUUGCCAGUGUCAAUGGCCUGAACGUGGAAGGCAUCCGGCAUCGGGAGAUUGUUGACAUCAUUAAGGCGUCUGGCAACGUUCUCAGGCUGGAGACUUUGUAUGGGACGUCGAUCCGGAAGGCUGAAUUGGAGGCUCGUCUGCAGUACCUGAAGCAAACCCUGUAUGAGAAGUGGGGAGAAUACAGGUCCCUAAUGGUCCAGGAGCAGCGGCUGGUGCAUGGCCUGGUGGUGAAGGACCCGAGCAUUUAUGAUACACUGGAGUCGGUGCGCUCCUGCCUGUACGGCGCGGGCCUGCUUCCAGGCUCGCUGCCCUUCGGACCCCUGCUGUCCGCGCCCGGGGGUCCCCGCGGGGGCGCGCGGCGGGCGGGGGGCGACGCGGAUGACGCCGUCUACCACACGUGCUUCUUCGGGGGCGCGGAGCCGCCCGCGCCGCUGCCGCCGCCGCCGCCCCCAGCCCGCGCGCCAGGCCCCGGCCCCGCCAAGGCCCUGGCGUCCGCGUCCCGGGCCGCCCUGAGCCGCAGCGCCAGCGUGCGGUGCGCGGGCCCCGGGGGCGGAGGCGGCGGCGGCGGGGCGCCGGGCGCGCUCUGGACUGAGGCCCGCGAGCAGGCCCUGUGCGGCCCCGGCCUGCGCAAAGCCAAGUACCGCAGCUUCCGCCGGCGGCUGCUCAAGUUCAUCCCCGGACUCAACCGCUCCCUGGAGGAGGAGGAGAGCCAGCUGUAG
Hyaena hyaena (striped hyena) is the source of this 1261-nucleotide messenger RNA. It is a transcript of the gene TAMALIN, whose product is annotated as trafficking regulator and scaffold protein tamalin. The record is from RefSeq and is a predicted model, not a curated record. Gene Ontology annotation, biological process: signal transduction. Gene Ontology annotation, molecular function: protein binding. The transcript is spliced from 8 exons. Gene Ontology annotation, cellular component: plasma membrane. NCBI's taxonomy places the organism in Eukaryota, Metazoa, Chordata, Mammalia, Carnivora, Hyaenidae. Bases 74 to 1261 code for a protein of 395 amino acids.